AUGUCUUCUGAUCCUUCAAAGCACGGGUCUCCUAGAUAUGUGGAGGAAGAGGUUGAAAGCUAUGCACCUGCCCAUACUCAGGAGCGGGACAGGAAGAGGAGUCAUCACAGGGUGCCGUUGGUUACCAAAGCUAUACCAAUUCAGAGGUCUCCACUAGAGAAAUUGAGGAAGUAUAGGAGCGUCGAUUUUAAGGGUACAAAGGAGGAUGAUCCAACAGCUGCAGAGCAUUGGUUAGAGAGAACUGAGAGAUGGUGGGUUACAGUGUCUAGAGUUGUCCAGCCUAUAGUGAUUACAUGGGAUUUUUUCCUAGCUGAGUUUAAGAAGGAGUAUGUCAGCCAUGUUUAUUUGGAGGCUAGAUGGAGAGAGUUCCUAGCCUUGAGGCAGAAGCAGCUGAUUGUAUCUGAGCAUGUGAGAGAGUUUGUACAGUUGAGUAGGUAUGCUUGGGAGAUGAUGCCUACAGAGGCAGACAGGUGUCGACAGUUUAAGGAUAGGCUAAAUGACGAUAGUAGACUUAUGGUCACAGCACAUCAGAUUUCUAAUUUCUCCCAGCUAAUUGCAGCUGCUCUGAAUGUGGAGAGAGUCAGGGAAAGUGAGCAGACUCAGAAAGGUAGGCAGCAUAAGAGAGAAUCUGGACAGGGACAGUCCAGUAUGUUAGAUUCUGGUAGCAAGAAGCCCAAGGGUUCACAGGACUAG
This is a messenger RNA of Hevea brasiliensis (rubber tree), 693 nucleotides long. RefSeq lists its product as uncharacterized. The record is from RefSeq and is a predicted model, not a curated record. NCBI's taxonomy places the organism in Eukaryota, Viridiplantae, Streptophyta, Magnoliopsida, Malpighiales, Euphorbiaceae. The transcript is spliced from 3 exons. The coding region runs from base 1 to 693 and encodes 230 amino acids.